GACGUGCCGCCCAUCGACAAGCAGGCUGCGUUGUUUCUGUGAGCUGAAACCGUAGAAGAAGAAGAAGUGAAGGCGGGGGGGCGAAAUCAAAAUGUCCGCUCCGAAAACAAUCCCGAAAGAUGCUCAGGUGAUGAUCCAGAUCCUGAAGGACAUGGGGAUCACGGAGUACGAGCCUCGAGUCAUCAACCAGAUGUUGGAGUUCACCUACAGAUACGUGACGACCAUCAUCGAGGACGCCAAAAUCUACGCCACACACGCCAAGAAGUCCAGCGUGGACGCGGACGACAUCAAGCUGGCCAUCCAGUGCCGCAUGGACCAGUCGUUCACCUCGCCGCCACCUCGAGACUUCCUGUUGGAGGUUGCGAGGCAGAAGAACCAGACGCCCCUCCCGCUCAUCAAACCCUACACAGGACCUCGGCUCCCCCCGGACCGCUACUGUCUGACGGCGCCCAACUACAGACUCAAGUCCGUACAGAAGAAGGUGUCGUCGUCUGCCAGCAGGAUAUCUGUGCCUCGCCUCAGCGUGGGCGCCGUGUCCAGCAGACCGAGCACGCCGACCCUCGGAACGCCGUCUGUCCAGUCCGUCGCCACCAAAGUCGGAGCUCCGGUGUCGCUGACGGGUCAGAGGUUCACCGUGCAGAUCCCACCGGCCUCUCAGACCGCCACCACCAAAACCACCACGCCGUCCACGCCCGUCUCCAACGUCCUCAUCAACCCGUCUGUGAUCGGCUCCAAGAACAUCCUCAUCACCACCAACAUGGUGCUGCAGAACUCCGGCGGGGAGUCGCUGAAGAGGAAGCACGAAGACGACGACGACUACGACGCUUUAUGACGGCGUGACUGAAAUAAAAACGCCACCUUUUUAAUAUCCCCUAAUGUUCCCACCGGGAGUCGACCAGUACGACCAGGAAUGAUUUACAAUAAACUGCAUUCACAUAAACCCAGAGUCUGUUCUUUCUCAGCAGGUUCCACACGUACUGCAGGAAGUACAAGCACAAAAUACCACACUGUAAAAAUACUAACAAGAAAAAGUACUGAAAUGUUUUUACAGGGAAAACGACGACUGAUUAUUGAAAUAUUUGGGUUGUUCAACCUUUAACAUUUUAUAACAUCUGUUUUGUGUAAAAAUCUAAAUUUAAACCUCAUUCUGCACCUUCUGAACAUCUUCGUGGCUAAAAUGUACAUGCACAAAAAAAACUAUUAAAUCAUCUGACAUUA
Molecule: messenger RNA, 1218 nt
Organism: Micropterus salmoides (largemouth bass)
Lineage: Eukaryota; Metazoa; Chordata; Actinopteri; Centrarchiformes; Centrarchidae
Gene: taf9
Product: TAF9 RNA polymerase II, TATA box binding protein (TBP)-associated factor
Exons: 7
Coding region: 92-832 (246 amino acids)
Biological process (GO): RNA polymerase II preinitiation complex assembly; DNA-templated transcription initiation
Cellular component (GO): transcription factor TFIID complex; SAGA complex
Molecular function (GO): RNA polymerase II general transcription initiation factor activity; protein heterodimerization activity; transcription coactivator activity
Source: RefSeq, a predicted model, not a curated record